Tachysurus vachellii is the source of this 4095-nucleotide messenger RNA. Its product is annotated as carbohydrate sulfotransferase 8. The record is from RefSeq and is a predicted model, not a curated record. Gene Ontology annotation, biological process: proteoglycan biosynthetic process; carbohydrate biosynthetic process. The coding region runs from base 840 to 2093 and encodes 417 amino acids. Gene Ontology annotation, cellular component: membrane. The transcript is spliced from 5 exons. NCBI's taxonomy places the organism in Eukaryota, Metazoa, Chordata, Actinopteri, Siluriformes, Bagridae. Gene Ontology annotation, molecular function: sulfotransferase activity.
AUGACUUGUGGUCAUUUUGAAAAUUUGCAAGCAUAUCCUCAAUCCAAAACACAUAUUUAUUAAAAUAAAACAAAAAAGAAUGUUGGAUAGGGAAGACAUAUUUGUAACCUGAGCAAGCUUUUGUACAUAUUGUGCCAUUAAAUAAAACCAGGAUAGAGUAUAUUUGCUAACGAGGAGAAGAAGGAGAGGUAUGAAUUCGGGAGAUGAAAUCAUGCCGUGACAUGCUAGACCUGAAAGACAAGAUAAAUACACCCACAUCAAAAACACAGCACACAGAGCUGGCAUGUUAACAAGACAGAAGUUGUAACGCAGCCGUUAAGACGGUCGGUUUCUUACGGUUUGAUAGAACGUCAUUUCAGUAGUGAAUCAUCACAGCCUUUCUUUGAGUGUGUAAACCUGCUGAGAACUUGAUCUGUGUAAAUAAGAAUAUAUUAAUAAUCGCUGGAGGGUGAGCAAAAGUGCAGGAGCUUUAUUUUUAAUCUUGCUGCUAGAGAAGCUGUUGGAGAAGCUCCUGGAGAAGCUCCUGCACCAGAGCCACGAGACAGCAGUCGGUCUGCAAUGACGUCUUGUCAGCAUGCUACAGAAUUGAAAAGGUGGAAUCAUAAGCAGCAAUCCAAACAAAACAGAUUUCCCUCGCUUUUUCAGUCAAACUGGUACAGCCUGUACUAUAUAAUUUGCAGUCGGUAUCCAGUCUGGCCUGCUUAGCCAGAGUCAGCACCUGUGAGCCUCACGUCACAGUCUGCAGGAUUUUACAGAAGCGAGUAGACGUUCAGGAGGCAUCACGAGCCGGGAAAACAUCAUCGUCCAGGCUCCAGGUUUAGGGCCAUACUCAGUAGGCCAUGGACUGUAAGGUGAUAGACCAAGGCAGAAGGUGUCUGCGCCUGGCCACCAUGAGGCUGCCGUACAUCUUCAUGUUCCUGCUGCUGUUCAGCGCCGGAGGUUUGCUGCUCCUUCUGCACUUACAGUACCUCACAGAAACACUCCACGAACAAACUCCAGGUAGAAAGCUCAUGUUCCCACAACAGCAGCCGGAUCAGUGCCCUUAUUGUCAAGACAAUAACACACACACCUCUAGUCCAAAAGAUAGCCAAAAGCUGAGUAGUGUUCGCCCAGUAAUUCUCUGGAAUCCUCGUGCUCCUGUCUAUCACCCCAAACGCAACGCACCUCAUAUCACCAAGAACUAUCGCAAGCUCCUCCUGAAGAACUCGGCCCUGCUCCGGCAGCUCAACAGCACUCCUGCUGGCCAGGGAUCCAAACACAUCCACCGGUUGACCCAAAUACAGCAGUCCCGCCGCAAGCUGAUGAGAGACAUGUGUGCCAAAUACAGAAGCCUCACGAGGACCAUAACCCGCAGGCAGGUGUCCCGCAUCUACGUAGAGGACACACACAAGCUCCUGUACUGUGAGGUGCCCAAGGCGGGCUGCUCCAACUGGAAGCGUGUGCUGAUGGUCCUACAGGGCCAGGCGUCCUCCACGAAGGAACUUCGGCAUGAACAGGUGCAUUAUGCAAACCACUUAAAGCGACUGGACUCCUUCGACGUCAAACAGAUUGCCCAUCGCCUGAAAACCUACACCAAAGUGCUCUUUCUGAGGGAGCCCUUCGAGAGGCUUGUCUCAGCUUUCCGGGACAAGUUUGAGAGCCCGAACUCAUACUAUCACCCAGUGUUUGGGAAGCCCAUCAUCGCCAAGUACCGUGCUAACGCGUCAAGGUCAGCCCUGCUCACCGGAGAAGGUGUGACCUUCAAAGAGUUCAUACAGUACCUGCUGGAUGUUCGGCGUCCUGUGGGGAUGGAUAUUCACUGGGAGCGUGUGGUGCAGCUCUGCAGCCCCUGCCUUAUAGACUACAACUUCAUUGGCAAGUUUGAGACAAUUGAAGAGGAAGCCAAUUUCCUCCUCAGGCAAAUCGGUGCACCUGCUAACCUGACUUUCCCCAGCUUUAAAGACAGGAACCCGAAUGCAGCCAGAACGACUUCACGCAUUACACAGGAGUAUUUUUCUCAGCUGACUUUAAACGAGAGACAGAAAACCUACGACUUUUUCUAUAUGGAUUAUCUAUUGUUCAACUAUUCCACGCCAUUCCCUGAUUUGCACUGAGAAGUUUAUGAAUGUAUAGACUGAGAACCUUUUCAAUCGCUGGUCUAUUGUUUGUGUUUUUCAGUCUAAUUGUUUUUUUAUUUCUCUUUUUACUGUAAUUCAUCAGCCUAUUUUAUCUGGCUUAGGCAUACCUAUUAAGGUUUGUACGAGCGUACACAACUCUGUCAGAUCUCAUAAAUAUGCUCAUUAUGACUCACUCUCUCUCACUCAAUUUCAGUGACCGCUUUAUCCAGAUCAGGGUCGCUGUGAAUCCAGAGCAUAUCCUGAGAACAAUGGGAAUGUGUCAGGAAAUACAUCUUGGAUGAAAUGCUAAUCAUCUCAGAGCUUAAACGUGAUAUUAUGAAGGAAUAAAGCAUUGUAAUGAGGUGUGCUUUUAUAGAAAAACAGUUUACAAUUGGGUCACGUGCUGUGUGAUUUUUUAAACAACACGUUUCAAAGUGUUCCUCUUACAGUAUACAGUAUACAGUAUACACUUAAGGUGUAAUGUCUGCGAAGCAGGAUCGCUGCUGUUAUCACUUUCAUUAGAAUGGCAGUUGAUCCCUAAUCUAACCUCUAUUUUAAUCCCAGUUGAAAUUAGUAAGAAACAAACAAACAAAAAAAAGCACAAAACCCUCUGUGUCAAAGACUUUCCAACAACGGAAAACAAACUUAGACUUAAAUCUUAAGUUUUGACUCAGAGCACUCAGACUGAAUGAAGUCUUCUAUCAUAAAUGAUGAAUAAACAACUGACUGAAAUAUAUAUAUAUUCAGUCAGUAUAUAUAAAAAUAUAAUUUUUUUCCAAAUAUUUGCUCACAAUUAUUAAGCAUUCUUGUGUAAUAUAAUGAUUUCUUCAGUGCCACAUGAUAUUACACUGCCACAAUGAACACAGUGAUGUUUACUCAAUUUUAUUAUAUUACAUUUUACCUUUACACUAAGAGCUCAGCAGUUAAACAACACUUGUUCCAUUUAAAUAUUAUAUUUUAGUAUCAUCUGAAAAUACAACCAAAAGAGCAUAUUUUUGCUCCUCAGAAAUACAUUAGGAAUAAUCCGGUCAUGUCCCUUGGAUUUUUUUUUUUUCACCAGCUGACGUUUCAAAGCUGUCUCUACUCUCCUUAAACAUGAAAUUGUAGAAAUGUUCAUUUUCCUGACCUUUUUUGUUUUGCAUGAAUAAAUUAUUGUGAUUUUUUUUUUUAAAUAAAUGGCAAAAAUUACACACAGGGAUAAAUCAAUAUUACACAAGCCUGACUUUAUUUAGGUUCAAAUGAACCUUUACAAUUUUUAGGAUGUCAAUGAAGUACUAAACAUUGAUCAUUCAUUUCACCUUUAAUUUAUUGCCUUGAAUGUUUCUCAGUUUGCACAGUUUUUGUGUCUUGAUGCCACUAGUAGCUUAAACACACACUGUUAUUGAGCCAUAGAUGAAUGAUGAUGUUUGAAGUGUAUGAUGUGGAUGUCUGGUGUGAUUUGGUGUUCUAUUCAGCCCAUAAAACACAGUGUAGCAUGCCUUUAGCCUUACAGCAUACUGCCGGUCAGCACUUAUCUCCAUUUUUACUUGUUGGGAAUGUUUCAGUUUAAAGGAAAACAUAAUGUAUAAAAAAAAAAGCGUGUGUACCUCACAAAGUUAAUGACGCUGUCUUAAUUUCAAAGUUGAAUGUAUAAUAUCUAUGUGCCAUUGAAUUUUUUUUUUUUUACUGUUGAUUAUAAUGUAUUCGGAUUAGAUUAUUUAAAUUAUAACAGGGAGGUGGAUUACCAAAUUUUAACCAAAUAAACUGGUUUUAAGAUGGUGUAAUCCAACAGAUUUGUUUGGCUUCUGUUAUAGAUUGUGCUGCAUUGUAACAACUGCUCAGUGUUUUAAUGUUUUUACUGUUAUCUCAUUUAUGGCCCAUAGUCAUUUUAACCCCUUAAACUCCCACCCAGAAUAAUAUGUUAUAAGAUCAAUUCCAACAACUAUAACUAAAGCUAUAUUUUAAUAAUUAUGAAUGUAUGUGAAAGCCUCUUUUUGCAAAGUUAUUGUUGUUUCUCUAC